CAUUGACCUAGAUUGACGCCGAUUGUGUACAAGUUCAAUUCAGCGACACCAAAAUAGUUGCUGCAUCAGAAGGAAGAUGAAGGUCCUGUGUGUUGUUGCUGUGUUGGUGGUUUUCGUGGGGUCAGCUGUAACACAGAACGUUACAGUAAACUGCGAAAGUGGGAAAUAUCCUCCUGACCCCAAGACCAAAGUUGACACCUAUGUGAUCAAUCUUGACCUGUUACCUUCCCAGAGAUGGACGGAGCUGGCAAAAGCCAAGGGGCCGCAGAUGAAAUACCUCGUUGAUGGAUUUAAAGAUUUUUUGAUUGAUUUUGGAUCGAUCGGCCGAGACAUCGUCAAUAUCCUUGAGUCAAAAGGUGGUGAUUUAGAUGUAACUUUACCAGACCCUUUUGCUGAGGAAAUUAAAGGAAUUGCUCUAGCUGCGAACAUGAACCUUGGAGAGAUAAUAUUGUACAAUUUGUUCUACGAGUUCUCUGCUCUUUGCACUUCUAUUGUGACCGAAGACCCUUCAGGGACACUUUAUCAUGCGAGAAAUUUGGACUUUGGGAUUUUCUUCGGUUGGGAUACGCAAAACAAAUCGUGGGUUGUGACUGAGAGAUUACGUCCCUUGAUAAUUAACUUGGACUGGCAAAAGGGAGGGAAGACCGUCUUUAAGUCUGUCAAUUUUGCCGGCUACACGGGUGUUCUAACAGCCGUCAAACCGAAACUAUUUACCCUGUCAAUUAACGAGCGUGCAAGUUCAGAAAGUGGAAUAGUUGGUAUCUUAAAAUGGAUUCUGGGAUACCGGAACGAAACUUGGCUGGGGUUCUUGACCAGGAGGGUCAUGGAGAACGCCACAAGCUACGGACAAGCCAAGGUGAUGCUGGAGGACACCGUUAUGUUGGCGUCUGCUUACUUCAUCCUAGGGGGGAAUCAGUCUGGAGAGGGCUGUGUGAUCACCAGGGCUAGCAACAAAAACCUGGACACCUGGACCAUGAGGAACGCCUCUGGGUGGUACGUGUUAGAGACCAACUACGACCACUGGAAGACGCCCCUGGUCGUUGAUGACCGGCGUGACGCCGCCCACAAGUGUAUGGACAAGACUGGCCAGGCCGGUAUUGGAUUUUCUGGACUAUUCAACGUUCUUUCAACUCAACCAGUCUUAAACAAGGGAACAACUUACACAGCACUGAUGCAAGUGAGUAGCGGAAGUCUAGAGACGUACAUCCAAAACUGUCCUGACCCUUGCGCACCGUGGUGACCUUUGACACCAACAUGGCGAUGUGCAUAGACUUGUCAUAAAAUAAACGUGAUUGCUGAUAACCA
Messenger RNA from Physella acuta, 1305 nucleotides. Its product is annotated as acid ceramidase. The record is from RefSeq and is a predicted model, not a curated record. Gene Ontology annotation, biological process: fatty acid metabolic process. Gene Ontology annotation, molecular function: fatty acid amide hydrolase activity; N-acylsphingosine amidohydrolase activity. NCBI's taxonomy places the organism in Eukaryota, Metazoa, Mollusca, Gastropoda, Physidae. Gene Ontology annotation, cellular component: lysosome.